AUGGCCAUGGCGUUUCCCACCCCGGCCUCAGCGCCGCAGCCUGUCACGUCGGGCAUCGACCUCCGCGAGAUGGAGGAUCUCAUCCGGCGUGUCCGUGGUACCCAGCUGUACAAUCGACAGCUAUCAUCCAUAUGUCAGGUUAACGGACUUAAGAGCACUGGCGUCAAGGCUGAUCUUCAGCGUCGCAUCACAGACCUCGUCCAGGAGACGUACAACAACAACGAAGUCUCGCGAUACCAGCAGGUCCGGCAUAGCAUAUUGAAUGCUAUCCCUAAACGACAAAGCCCGCAAGGUCCCGCGAACGGCUUUGGCGCAUCACAAGUGCCAGCAACGCCAGGAAUGAAGGUCCCCGGUGGCAGCAGCGUCGGCACCAACGGCCACGCCGCUCAAGGUACGAUGGGCGGUGGUCCUGCCCGUGGCAGUGCGCCGGAUUCCUCAACGGGUGGGCUCAUAUUCCAUUCGAGUCCGUUUUACUCCGUGGAGAUGACCGUAACAAGCAUCUACACUUGUCCCAUAAUGACUCAACACCGCAACAGCAUCCACAUGACCGUCAGACUGAGCGACAGUCCCGCUCUUCAGAAAUGCGUGGAUGAUUGCUCGUACCGUGUCAUGCUCUUCUGUGCCGGCGAGGCAACGGGCGUGCAGCACGUUGCUUUUCCGCACCAGUCGGAGAUCAAGAUCAACGGGGGCGAAUUCAAGGCCAACCUGCGCGGACUCAAGAAUAAGCCCGGGUCUACUAGGCCUGUGGAUAUCACGAGUGCCUUGCGUCUAAGAUCUAGCUAUACCAAUAACAUCGAGUUUACCUACGCGUUGACGGCUAAGGUCAAGUCUGUCCCAGACCUUGUGGCGGUCAUUUCCACGCGACAGAGGAUACCGAAGGAGUCUGUCAUUUCGGAGAGUAAGUUUUGCGGUCUCUUCCUUGCUGCUACUAUAUAUUCUCUAACAGGGGGGGUGCGGGAAAUAGUCAACAAGAAGGCCAUGGACCCAGACGUCGUGGCAGUCUCGCAGGUGCUCUCACUCAGGUGCCCGCUCACGUAUAUGCGGCUCGACGUGCCUUGCCGAGGCACGCAGUGCAGCCACAUCCAGUGCUUCGACUCGACAUCAUACCUGCAGCUGCAGGAGCAAGGGCCACAGUGGACAUGCCCGAUCUGCAGCAAGUCUGUUCCCUUCGAGCAGCUUGCCGUGGACGAAUACGUCAAGGAUAUACUACAAAAGACGGGAAAGGACGUAGAAUCUGUGAUCAUUGAGCCCAACGGACGAUGGUCACUCAAACCCGAAGAUGACAACCACGCGCGAAGUCGAAGCAGCAAAAACAACAACAACAACAACAACAACUCAUCAUCCGGCAAUGGUGCCGGCGAUGACUAUGGUGACGACGACGACGACGAGCUCGAGAUAUCGGAAGUCGGCUUUGUAGGCGGUGUGGGUAGCAACAGCAGCAGCGCGCGGCGGGUGGACAGCACACCGAAAUCUACAUCCACGCCGUCCCAGUCCUUCACCACGCCCAAUCGGACCAGCGGCGCAGACGGACUGUCAUCACGCCCGUAUGGCCCGACGAGCGCAAAGCGUCCUGCCCCGGCCGUCAUCGACCUCACAAUCUCGUCCGACGAGGAUGACGAGCCCGACCGACGGCCUGCCAAGAGGCAGAAUAGGGGGACGAAUGGGUAUUCUGGCAACAUGGAUUUCCUAGCAGAUGCUACAUUUUGA
Messenger RNA from Geosmithia morbida, 1707 nucleotides. Its product is annotated as E3 SUMO-protein ligase PIAS1. The coding region runs from base 1 to 1707 and encodes 568 amino acids. Gene Ontology annotation, molecular function: zinc ion binding; SUMO ligase activity. The record is from RefSeq and is a predicted model, not a curated record. Lineage: Eukaryota; Fungi; Ascomycota; Sordariomycetes; Hypocreales; Bionectriaceae. Gene Ontology annotation, biological process: protein sumoylation. The transcript has 5 exons.